Molecule: messenger RNA, 1914 nt
Organism: Dissoconium aciculare CBS 342.82
Lineage: Eukaryota; Fungi; Ascomycota; Dothideomycetes; Mycosphaerellales; Dissoconiaceae
Exons: 3
Coding region: 1-1914 (637 amino acids)
Biological process (GO): iron ion transport; copper ion import; intracellular iron ion homeostasis
Cellular component (GO): plasma membrane
Molecular function (GO): ferric-chelate reductase activity
Source: RefSeq, a predicted model, not a curated record
AUGGUGAUGCCCGCGGGCACACCGUGGUUCGAUCUGCCCGUCACUCUCGAGAUGGACCGCACGUACAUGUGCAUGUCCAACGAUACCACCGUUUGCUCGACUCAAGAAGGCUACUGGGUGUUCUGGUACGAAGCCGAUCACCGGUACGGUCUGACGACUGUCGCAUUCUUCAUGACGGCCAUCAUCUUGUUUGGUCUCGUCCACCUCGCUUCUGUCUUCACACCGAGGAGCAUUUCGCAAUCGAAUUUUGUCGCUCAGCGCCUGGUUGCACCAUUCCGAUGGCUAUCAUACCGCAGACUACGGAUCAGCUUCUUGGACUGGAACUCGGCGCCUGUCGGUACCCUAUUGCUCGGAGCGGUCGGAACCAUCUUCUUCAUGGCUAUGACACUUGCACCGAUGCCAUACUACUGGCCGAAUUACACCGACCCUGAUGCGACCGAAUAUGGAAGCUCGAUGCCCAUCGCCACACGCGCCGGGUGGUUGGCCACUGGAUGUUUGCCAUUCGUUAUCAUGACCGCUGGAAAGAGCAAUUUGAUCACUCUUGCGACGGGAGUCUCGUACGAUAAGCUUCAGGUGUUCCACCGAUGGAUCUCCUACGCCAUGUUCGUUUUGGCGUUGAUUCACACUUUUCCAUUCAUUGUUUUCAAUCUACGGUUUGGAACUAUGGUCGCGGUUUGGCAGACUUCGAUUUUCUACUGGACGGGUGUGGUAGCUCUUCUGGCGCAGGCAUGGCUUACAUUUGCCUCCCUCUCGCCUUUGAGGACUCUUGCAUACGAGUGGUUCAAGUUCUCCCACUUUGUGGCAGGUCUAAUUUUCACUCUGUUCUUCUUCUUCCACUGUGACUGGAUCUUGACCUCUGCGCAAUUCUUCGUCGCAACUCUUGUCCUCUUCGCGGCGUCAUGGUUGCACCGCCAAGCCCGACUCUAUCUCGAGCACGGCAUCAACCACAAAGCCACCAUCAGCCUUGCUGCGAACGGCUUCAUUCGAGUUGCCGUCCCUACUCAAAUCCGUUGGUCCGUCGGCCAGCACUUCUUCGUCCGUUUCGCCGGUCUCGGACCUCUGCACCUCUUGAGCACUCACCCUUUCAGCGCAUGCUCACUGCCCGUACGCGCAUCUCCCGACGAAUCACCCGAAUCCGAACUCGUCUUCUUCAUCCGACCUCGCGGCGGUCUCACCGCCCGCCUCGCCAAAUACGCCGAAAAGCACCCCGAAGGCCAGAUGCGCGUUCUCCUCGACGGACCUUACUCCGGCAUCAACAUGGACACCUUCGCCUCAAGCGACCGUUCCAUCAUCAUCGCCGGUGGCUCCGGUGCAGGCUGGGCUCUACCCUUCAUCUCGGCUUUCCUCCGCCGUCGCCAACUCCAACCUCUCUCACAACAAAAAUCCUCCUCCCUCCGCGUCAUCCUCGCGACCCGCGACUUGGCCACGCAGUCCUGGUUCGAGCAGACUGUCGCGCAAGAAGUCAACGCCUUCGAGGGCAUCGACUCCCUCACCCCCGAAGACCUCAGCAUCGAAAUCUUCUACACGGGCGACUCCUCCACGCAAGAGAAGAACCCCUCGGAGGGCCAAUUCCUCUCCAAACUCGACGACCCGGAAAAGAUCCCCAUCUCCACCAUCGCUGCCGAUCCCGAGACCAUCUCCUCCUCGGGAUCCUCUACCAACGCCUCCACCAGCAGGCAUGUCCGCCGCGUCUGCUGCCCAUCCCAUAAUCUGCACCGGCCGCUCCUCCCUUCGAUCAUCGUGGAAGAGCACGAGGCACAGCUGGUGGGCAGCUCCACAAGUAUCUACUUGUGCGGACCGCUUAGUAUGCAGAAGGAUGUCGCGAAUGCGGUUGCUGCGCGGCAGGCGCAUGUUGUGCAAGACGGAGGAGUCAAAGCGCUGGAGUUGGAUAUUGAACAUUUCAGCUGGGCGUGA